UAAUUUCCACCGAUGAUAACGAACAGGAGUAGUUGUACCGACGAGGUUAUUUGAAGUUCAUCUUGGGCGCAAUCUUGACCGUCACUUUUAAACCGUUCAAAUCAAUUUUCCGUUUAGACUUAAGUGUACAAUUAUGUCUGCGUCCCACGUCAUUAUGAACAAUGCUCGAUUGUUGAGAAAUGUCAAUAGAAAUACCAUUAGAACCGUUGCCACGAAAUGUCCCUGGAAAGUCGUCCAGGCUUACAGAUGUCAUAAUACUGUACAGUGGCGUUCGGGCAGGCAAAUAUCGUUUAAAAAUGUUGGAUACCGAUUCUAUGCAUCCGACGUCCCUAGUCACAUUAAAGUAUCUUUGCCGGCUUUGUCGCCUACCAUGGAAAGUGGCACCAUUAUUAGUUGGUCCAAGACAGAAGGUGAACGGCUAAAUGAAGGAGACAAGCUUGCUGAAAUCGAAACCGACAAAGCUGUCAUGGAUUUUGAAACUCCCGAAGAAGGGUAUCUAGCAAAAAUAAUGGUUACCGCCGGCCAAAAAGACGUUAAAGUCGGAAAGCUCGUAUGUAUUAUUGUUGAAAACGAAGCUGAUGUUGCUGCGUUUAAAGACUUUGUGGAUGACACUCCUGCCGAUGCUCCACCUCCCGCCACUCCAGCCCCUACACCAUCGUUUUCUGCACCUCCUCCACCUCCUAAGCCGGCUUCUGCCUCAAAGCCGUCUCCGGCCCCUCCAAAAGCUACACCAAUACCAACAGGAUCUCGGAUAUUUGCGAGUCCAUUAGCUUUACGAUUAGCCGCAGAAAAAGGAUUGGAUUUGAACUCAAUCGGUCAAGGUACUGGAUUGUUUGGUUCAAUUAAGUCUUCAGACUUGACUAAAGCCUCUGCCACAUCCGCAGUCAAAAGUAAACAACCAGUCGCAGCAGGAGUUCAAGGGGAUGGUUUCUUAGAUCGUCCGGUGUCUAAUGUUAGGAAAAUUAUCGCACAACGCCUGUUGGAAUCUAAACAAAAUAUACCACAUUACUACCUCACAGUUGAUUUAGGAUUAGACAACAUAGUCGCACUGAGAAAGCGCAUGAACGAGCUUUUAGAAAAAGAAGGAGUGAAAUUGUCAAUAAAUGAUUUCAUUAUCAAAGCGGCGGCGCUGGCUUGUAAAAAAGUCCCUGAAGCUAAUUCCUCUUGGAUGGAUAGUUUUAUUAGACAGUACGACUCGGUGGACGUCAGUGUAGCAGUCAGCACUGACACCGGUCUUAUAACGCCAAUUGUUUUCAACGCAGAUACUAAAGGGUUGGUGGCUAUUAGCACCGACGUCAAACAACUUGCCGCCAAAGCUAGAGAGGGCAAACUUCAACCGCAAGAAUAUCAGGGAGGUACGUUCAGCGUUUCCAAUUUGGGUAUGUUUGGAGUCAAAAGCGUGUCUUCUAUUAUAAACCCACCUCAAUCAUGUAUACUCGGAAUUGGUGCUCUGACCCAAAGACUGAUACCGGACAAGGCAAAUGGCACGCGUGCUCAAGAUGUGUUGCAAGUGACGCUGAGUUGUGAUCAUAGAGUGGUGGACGGGGCUGUUGGAGCACAAUGGCUACAAGCAUUUAGACGAUACAUUGAAGAACCUCACAACAUGUUGUUAUAAAAAUAAUUAUGACUCAAUUCUUAAGACCAUGAACGAUAUAUCGGUCAUAAUUCACGCUUACAGCAAUUUUUUCUUCUGUUUUUUUUAUGUUAUUUGUUUUAUAUUUAGCUUAAAUGUUAAACUGAUGCUAUUAUGUAUACUUUUAUUUUUUAAUUCACGUUUUUAGCCAUGCUGCAAAUUGUUAAGUAGAAAAUCUUUUUUUUUUUUAGAAAAUUCAAAUAACAAUACUAAUUGGUCGUGAAAGAAAAAAACAAAAACUCUCUGUGGUCAUAUCUCGUAUAUUAUUAAUUGAUAAGUAAAAAACAUAUUUCUAAUUACUGGUACCGAGUGGAGUUUGUUGCCAGUUUAUUUGACCUAAAAGAAAAAAAAUAUAUAUAUAAAUCAAAUUCCCAUGUUAUAUACAUAGAAUUACACAAUUCUAUUAUUCUAGUUAAAAAAAAAAAAGAAUUUUAAAUUUUAAAUUUUAAACAAUUUACAUGUAUUAUUUUUCUUACUAUAAAAGCGCGCCUUAGGCUAAAUUUACGUAAUAUCAAA
This is a messenger RNA of Adelges cooleyi (spruce gall adelgid), 2149 nucleotides long. RefSeq names its product dihydrolipoyllysine-residue acetyltransferase component of pyruvate dehydrogenase complex, mitochondrial-like. Gene Ontology annotation, cellular component: pyruvate dehydrogenase complex. The record is from RefSeq and is a predicted model, not a curated record. Gene Ontology annotation, molecular function: dihydrolipoyllysine-residue acetyltransferase activity. The transcript is spliced from 8 exons. Gene Ontology annotation, biological process: pyruvate decarboxylation to acetyl-CoA. The coding region runs from base 134 to 1615 and encodes 493 amino acids. NCBI's taxonomy places the organism in Eukaryota, Metazoa, Arthropoda, Insecta, Hemiptera, Adelgidae.